UUCUCUCUCUUCUUCUCUCUCUCUCUCUCCUUUAAAUAUUUCAUGUCACCACAUCUAGCUCUUAUGUCCUCCUGCCCUUUGAGUUUCCAAUAUUAAUAUAACAUGAUACAUAAAUUAAUCUCCCCACAACUUCAUCACCAAAACCCCAAAACAGAUCAACCCUUGUUCUUCUUUUUCGAUCCAUCUUCGUCUUCGCCUUCGCCUUCACCGGCAUGGAUUAUUCGGCGGGCAAAUCUCCGAGAAGAGAGCUUCAGCUUCAAGGCCCACGUCCUACACCUCUCAGGGUUCAUAAAGACUCUCACAAGAUCAAGAAGCCUCCAAUUGUUCCCCAACCCUCCUCACAACCACCCUCCCACCAGCCUCAUCUCUACCAGCAGCCACGUCAGCCGGUCAUAAUCUACACCGUGUCCCCGAAGGUCAUCCACACAAACCCUAGUGACUUCAUGGACCUUGUCCAACGCCUCACGGGCUUAAACUCUUCUUCAUCUUCUUCCCCACCUACUCAAAAUAAUCCUAAUAAUCCUCCCAAUUAUGACAAUAACAAUAACAAUAAUUCUCGUGAUGAUCAAGUGAUGAAGACAAGUUCUGCUCAGGAUGUGUCGCAAGGGAUGGAGAUGGACGGUGAUGAUGGUGGUGUUAGGCAGAAGGGUUUGUUUCCGGGGAUCUUGUCACCGGGGCCUGCUUCGCUCAAUCCAAUUCCUUCAAACUUCUUCUCUCCACCGUCGGAUAGCUUCUUCCAUGAUUUGAGCCCGGUGCUCCAUGGAAACAGGAACUUCAUAGAAGGUAGCUUCAUGCCUAGUCCUUCAAACUUCUUUUCCCCUAGCACUCCAUCCAUAGACUUAUUCAACAAUUUCCCCGAUUUAUAGUUUUUCUUUUCUUCUUCAGUUUUUCUAUUUUCAGAUUCUUUUCCUUCAUAGAAAGAAUGGGAAUUUCAGGGGAAUUACUUAAGAUAUAGAUUGCUUUUGGUUCCUGGUUUUUUUUUUUUUCUUCAGAGAAAUAGAGUUUUAGUCAUUGGUGAAGAAGAUAAUACAAAAGGGACUAAAGUGGAAUUUUGAAUUUGUUUUGGUGGGGAGGCAGGUGGGAAAGUUCUUAGAUUAAUUGUUAGUUUAAUAUUGUGGGCCGAAGGAUGGAGAGUGGCUGGCUCUCAAAUAUCAUAUAUAUGAUACCCAUGCUUUUGUUUUCGAUGCCAUCUUUUGUCAUGUACCUUUGGCAUGUAAUUUCCAGCACAUGUAGUUGACCUUUCUCAUUGCUCUUUUCAGUUUGUUUUAUACGUGCUUUGCACUAAUUUAUACUACUGUUC
Prunus mume (Japanese apricot) is the source of this 1300-nucleotide messenger RNA. Its product is annotated as protein MKS1. The record is from RefSeq and is a predicted model, not a curated record. Gene Ontology annotation, cellular component: nucleus. Lineage: Eukaryota; Viridiplantae; Streptophyta; Magnoliopsida; Rosales; Rosaceae.